CUCAUAGUUGUUUUUCCAUGCUUUGAUAAGUAAUAAUAUAUACUGCUGUGUGUUACAGAGCACAUAAAAUUGAGUAAAUUGUCCAAUGCUUGUCGAUUUUCUGGAAUAUUUGUCCAGUAAUUCCUGUCUCCCCUCCACCAAGGGCCUGCCGCUCGGCUACGCAAAUUGGAAAAUGGGGUAAUAGCGCGAGAUGUCGACUGUUGUGAGGUUGACCAGCAUUAGCCAAUCAGCUAACACGGUCGUGUGAUGGACACGAUAUUGGGCAAAUCAUAAAACGUUUGGAAGUAUGAAAAAUUGUUCUAUUGGCUUGAGACGAACCCCUAUUUGUGAUUGACAAGAUUUUCGGUGAACAUGAUGACAGGAGUGGCAAAAAGACAGACACCAAAUGACCAAUCAACAAUAUCAGGGAACUCUCGCAUAGAUGCAGUUCAUCCAGCCUUUUCGGUGUUUAUGACAUCCUGUUCACAUGAUUUAAGCUAGUAACAUGGCUAUGUAUCCGUUCGAGUUGAGUUUAGUGGGAAGAUUGGCACUGGGAAGCUAGAAUAGCUGAUGCGAGUCGCCUUUUCUUACCUAUGAUAUUGCCCAUUGUGCAGGGGUGUGUACUUGCCGGUUAUCAGCGACUAGCUAGAAUUGUUGGUAAACAGCUUUGCGAGAGUAAGCAUCCAUACAGGAUCACAACAGCUCUGUCGCCAUGAAGGGGCUGUACUGCAAACCGGGGCAGACCACCGCCGACCAUAAAUUUGUUAUACAGGAAACGGCUGUACCCACCGUGCUGGACAGUCACCAAGUCAAGGUGCAGGUCAAAGCAUGCGCACUCAGCCCCAUAAAUGUAAAGUUGAUGGAGGAGAUGAUCAUCCAGAGAGAUGUGUGUCCGGUUGGCAGGGAGGUGGUGGGCAUCAUCCUUCAAGUGGGUUCCAAGGUGACCUUUUUUCAUCCAGGCGAUGAGGUUGUGGGGAUCCUGCCAUUGGACACGGAGAUGUCCGGUCUGAGUGAGGUGAUUGUCAUGGACGAGUAUCAUCUGGUGCAGAAGCCAGAGAAGGUGAGCUGGGUGGAGGCGGCGGGGGUCAUACACGACGGCGUGCGAGCGUACACGGCUCUGCACACCUUCGCCCGCGUGGCGGCCGGACACACCCUGCUGGUCCUGGAUGCAGCCUCGGCAUGUGGCGUUUUGGCCGUGCAGCUGGCUCACUCCCAUGGUGUGCGAGUCCUGGCAUCUGCCCACUCUGCUGAAGACCAGGCCUUCCUGGAGCAGCUCCGGCCCAGCGUGGGGGUGCAGGAGUCACUCGUAGCCAGGGUGAUAGGAGUGUGGAACAGCCAGGUGGACUUGAUUGAGGUGUGUAUGGAGGAAACAGGAGGGCUGGGUGUCGACAUCAUCAUCGAUUCUGGAGUACGGCUUCAGGAGGAGACAGAUUCCAGGAGGCUCCUCCCACACAAACAUGACAUCAUCACCCUGCUUGGGGUCGGAGGUCACUGGGUGACCUCAGAGGACAACCUGCAGCUUGACCCCCCCGACAGCCGAAUGCUCUUCCUCAAGGCCGCCUCCCUCUCCUUCCUCAACCAGGAAGUGUGGACCUCCUCCAGCGCGCGCCAGGGCCGCUACCUUCAUAUCAUGAGGAACAUUGUAGAGAAACUGUCCACUGGAACCCUCAGACCCCAGUUGGAGGAGCCUGUCCCUUUGUAUGAAGCUACCGUCUCCAUGGAGAUGGUUCAGCGUGGCCAGAUGAGGAAGAGGCUAGUGGUUCAGCUGUGA
Molecule: messenger RNA, 1750 nt
Organism: Hypomesus transpacificus
Lineage: Eukaryota; Metazoa; Chordata; Actinopteri; Osmeriformes; Osmeridae
Gene: cryzl1
Product: crystallin, zeta (quinone reductase)-like 1
Exons: 13
Coding region: 692-1750 (352 amino acids)
Molecular function (GO): oxidoreductase activity
Source: RefSeq, a predicted model, not a curated record